Rhincodon typus (whale shark) is the source of this 337-nucleotide messenger RNA. Its product is annotated as S-adenosylmethionine sensor upstream of mTORC1-like. NCBI's taxonomy places the organism in Eukaryota, Metazoa, Chordata, Chondrichthyes, Orectolobiformes, Rhincodontidae. The annotation marks the transcript as partial. Gene Ontology annotation, biological process: negative regulation of TORC1 signaling. The record is from RefSeq and is a predicted model, not a curated record. The transcript has 2 exons.
GAUCGGGUAUUAGCAUGGAGGAGGCCGAUGGCUACCUUGGUGUCCGUCUUGUACAGAGGGCUACAGGGCCAGGGCUCGUCGGUAAACAGGAGGCGGCGGCCUCGGCCUCGGAAGGUGACCGGAAGAGGGAGCAGGAGAAACUCUCCGGUGUAGUGAAGAAUGUCCACAGGAAACUGCGCAAGAAAUAUCGAGAAGUGGGAGACUUUGACAAGAUCUGGCGUGAACACUGUGAAGAUGAAGAGACUUUAAGUGAAUAUGCAGUUGCAAUGAAGAAUUUGGCAGAUAAUUAUUGGGCCAAAAACUGUGAGGGUGAAGGACGGAUUGAGUGGUGUCGAAG